AUGGGUUGCCGUUGUCUGGACUUUGAAAGUAACGUUAGCGCUGAAGGUCGAUUCCGGGAGGAGCCGAUCCGAAAAAAACUGAGGACAUUCAAUGUCGGCCGGCUGAAGGACGUCGGCAGUUUGGACUUUGUUGGGCUAAACAAUGGAUGUUACAUUCAUUGCCUUUGUAUGGGUGCCCACCUGUUUGUCAAGAACAUCCUGGAAGUGCUCCUCUUGAUCGACAAAAUGUGCCCAGCUCCUGAUAUAUACGGUCUUUCCUGA
Molecule: messenger RNA, 261 nt
Organism: Haemonchus placei
Lineage: Eukaryota; Metazoa; Nematoda; Chromadorea; Rhabditida; Trichostrongylidae
Source: the annotation of a GenBank genome assembly